GACGGAUGCGCGGGAGCCUUGUCGUUUUUACUGCUGCGUAAAAAAGACGUUACCAUUUCCACUUGUACCAUCUCCGGCCAUGAAAACGGUCCUCCAACUCCUCCAGCUCCUCGGAGUGCUCGUCUGCAGCGGCCAAGCGGCCCUGCAGGUGUCCAUAUCCUUAAACAAAGUGGAGCUGAGUGUGGGAGAGUCCAAGUUCUUCAUCUGCACAGCUAUUGGCGAGCCGGUGAGACUAGAAUGGUUCAACCCUCAAGGCGAGCGGAUCGUGGCGUCCAAGAGAAUGGCCCUCCACACAGAGUCGUCCAGAUCGCGGCUCAUCAUUUACAACGCCAUCAUAGAAGACGCAGGAAUAUACCGCUGCCAGGCAACGGACGCCAACGGGCACACGGAGGAGGCGUCCGUCGUGCUGGAGAUAUACCAGCGGCUGACGUUCCGGGAUGUCCAGUCGCCGCAGGAGUUCCGUCACGGGGAGACGGCUGAGGUGGUGUGCGACGUCAUCAGCUCGCCCGUGCCCGCUGUGGUGUGGUACUACCAGGACCGAGAGAUCACAGAGGAGCCUCAUAGCAGAUACAUGGUGCUGCCCAAUAACAAUCUUCAGAUCCAUCAGGUGACCAAGGCGGACGAAGGCGUGUACCGGUGUGAAGCUAGCGUGGAGGCUAGAGGGGAGAUAGACUUUGUGGAUAUAGCGGUGGUCGUCAACGUGCCUCCGGUGUUGUCCGUUUUCCAGCAGUCCUUUAACGCCACGGCUGAUUACCAGGAGUCUGUCACGUUCACCUGCAUCACCUCUGGAUCCCCUGACCCUCUGGUAACGUGGCACAGGAAAAACCAGCAGUUGGAGCCCUCGGAGCAGUACAUCCUGAGUCGGUUAGAAGGAGGGAGGAGCAUGCUAACCAUCAGGAAUAUUCGGCAAUCAGACGGAGGGACGUACUCGUGCCGUGCCACCAAUAAAGCGGGCGUCCAGGAGAGGGAGCUGUUUCUCAAAGUGUUUGUUCAGCCCCACAUCCUGCAGCUCAAGAACGUGACAGCGGUGGAGGGCAGCGCCGCCAUGAUCUCCUGUGUGGCCGAGGGGGAGCCGCUGCCCGAGGUGUCCUGGAGGAGAGCCAGCGACGGACAGACCUUUAUGGACGGGCUCAGGAGUCCGGACAGUCGUGUAGAGGUCAGAGGUCGUCAUGGUAAAUCGGAGCUCACCAUCAGCGGAGUGAGGCUGACCGACCUGGGCCGCUUUGACUGUGAGGCCCUGAGCAGGAUCGGGGGCCAUCAGAAGAGCAUGUUCCUGGACAUCGAGUACAUCCCAAAGUUCCUGACCAACCACACGAUGUACUUCUCGUGGGAGGGGAACCCGGUGAACAUCAGCUGUGAUGUCAUGUCCAACCCCCCGGCCACCAUGCUGUGGAGACGAGAGCGCUUCACCAUCUCUGCAGAGGGCACGCACAACACCAGGAUCCACAGCGCAGAGGGCAAGUCUGUGCUCGAGGUGACUCCGAUGUCCGACCGGGAUUUUGGCCGCUACAACUGCACAGCCCGCAACAACAUUGGAAUUCGAUACCAGGAAUUCAUUCUAGCACAAGCAGAUGUACCGUCUAACCCUCACUCGGUGCGACUGUCGGCGGUCUCCCAGCGCCUGGCGACGGUGACCUUCAUGACCCCAGACUCUCACGGGGGAGUGCCCAUCAGCUACUACCUGGUGCAGUACAGAGAGGCCGGAUCACUGGAGUGGAGGGACGUACGCUCGCACAGUGUACAGACGACGGUGGUGCUCACGGGUCUGGAGCCCAACACGACGUACGAGGUGCGGGUGGCGGCGGUGAACGGGAAGGGUCAGGGAGAGUUCAGCCACACGGAGAACUUCCAGACGCUACCCAUCAGAGAGCCCAGCCCCCCCGCCGUGCACGGGCAGAGGGGAGUGGGCAAGGCCUACAGGCUGGGACUGGUCAAGCAGGACGACGGGGGCAUGCCCAUAGUGGAGUACAUCGUCAAGUACAAAACGGAUAAAGAGGAGCAGUGGAUGACGAAGCUAGUUCCGGGGGCGAAUGACUACGCGAUGCUCCAGCCGCUGCAGUGGAACACCAGAUACGAAGUCGAGAUCACAGCGAGAAACGUCAAAGGACUGUCGGAACCAACCUUCUACCAGUUCUUCAUGCCGCAGAAACCAGACAUCACAGCAGAAUCCCUGUUCAGCGGCCUGGGUCUGGGGGCCGUGGUGGGGCUGGGUCUGGGGGCGCUGCUGCUCCUCCUGGUGCUGGUGGACGUCAGCUGCUUCUUCCUGCGUCACUGCGGGCUGCUCAUGUGCAUCACGCGGACCCUCUGCGGAAAGAAGACCGCCACCGGGGGCAAGGGCAAGGAGCUGGAGGAGGGCAAAGCGGCAUACCUGAAGUUACCGCUGAAGGAAGAAAAUGGAAAAGAGUCUCUCAAGCCGGAUACGAUUGAAAUCAAAGUGCACAGUGACAACAGUCUGCACACACAGCCCAACAUCAGCAAAGCGUAAAAAAAUAAAUAAAAAACUCCCUCGUCACCAAAAGAACAUUCGGAUUACGAGACCAAAACCAGGAAACAACGAUACUGGAGUCCACUAGCAUAUCUGUUUAGCAAAUGCCCCCGCAGCAGGCAUGUGUACAUAGGAAUAAUCGAGAGAAAACCGAACAGACGGGCCGACCUUUUCAACGCCCAGAGUGAUGUGAAGUGUAUCAGUGGAAGGUUAUUCUGUGAUCUAUGUCCAUUAAUUUGGCCCAUUUUUUUGUCUCCUCUGUCAGCGCGGCUCAGGCUGCAGUUCUGAGCCCCCGUGUGUCCUCGGCAGUGAUAAUGCUAGCUUUUCUAUUGUUAGAGCUAACGUGCAGGCAGCCAAAUGCUCUGCUUCAUAGAAUUCAGAUUUAUUUGAAGCAACGCUAAUGUUUAUUUAUUGUUAUUAUUUUUUCGUGUUGGGUAUCAGCCGUAGUGUCAAAUUUUGUGUGCCAUGGAGCUUAGUAUCAACUAGCUCUGUAUUGACAUGACUAACCCGAUAAAAGCCAGACUAUUAUGCAAAGUUUAUUGAACCGUUAGCGAAUUAGCUUAUGUUGGCUAAGCUAGCACCUACGAUAACCAUUUCUGCUCAGUUCAAUUCACAACAUCUUUGACUCAACUAAUAAUUGGGCUAUAUUUUUAAGCAGGCAUUCUUCUGAAAUAUCUUAACUCAUCAGCGUCGAAUAUUAUCUUUUUGUGGACAUAGGUAGCACAGAAAUCGUUCACUCUGUAGCCUAGCUUCAUGCUCCCGAUCCUUUAGCUUUCGUUAGCUGAGCCAGCGCACAUACCGACCAUCUUUCCAGGUGACAUCGCAAACCUUGUUAUGCCUUUAAAGCUGCUCUGGUGUCAUACUAAUCAGCAUCUGAAGCUAAAGAUUUAUUUUUUUCUUUUUGUUUUGUUUUUUUUUAGCUGCCAGUAAACAGAUUUCAACACGAGUUAGAGAAACCAAUUGAAAUUAGCAACGGAAAGGGUUAGCGGGAUGUGUUUAUCCAUAAUUUGAGACGGAACAGGCUAUUGUCAUCAUAUUGUUCACUUUAGAACUACAGUAAGACAGCAGCAGCAAAAAUGCACUGAUAUGGUUAGGCUCAUGAUUGAAACCGCAUAUUGUAUUCUCUCCUUGCGUGUGCACAAAUACAUUCAGUCACUCCUCAACGAACUGUCGCCAGAGGUGAACUGCACUGCAAGCUCAUUUCCUCCCUCCACACACAACUUGGAAAAUUAAUGUCUUUUUGUUGCAUUGGGCCUGAACGUGGCGUGAUGUAACAUUUCUGUAAAAGCCAGGAUAUGAGCGAUGGCUUCGGGGCUGCAGGCACGCGAACAGAUUCAUACACAAAUGGAUCAAUGGCUUGUUUUUGCGUUUCUUCAUCACUGUCUGGGACUUCUUACCACGUGCGGGCUGAUCUCUCUAAUGUUGUCAUGUGUUGUACAUACGUUGAAAAAAAAAAGAGUAUUUUACAGAGCUUUUAUGUAAAUAUACCCAGAGGGAUGUGUGUUUUUCAAAUGCAAUGACUAUUCCCCCCCAUUCCCUCAGAUGAAAAAUUGUUUCUUUCUGUUUGUGUUUUGGUCGGAACUUCAGUAAUGGUGCAAUAUUACUUUUUUCAUGCCAUUUGCUUUCCCGUAAAAAGAAUCCAUAGCCUAAAGCAAUUUCGCUAUUUCAACGAAGGCAGUAAUUCCAGCAUUAGCGUGCCUUCUCUUACCCCCCCUCCCCUCUUUAGACCGCCGAAUGCAUUUCACAUCUCAACAACAACAGGCUGUCACAAGUUGCCGCUGGUUGUAGCCGUGGAUUCUGGGAAGUGUAGUCUUGAGGUAGGCGACACUGGACACAGGUAUAGUCGUGUAUUUUGGGCUGUGAAUAGAGGGAUUGUUAAUGUGUGUGUGCGCAUACAUGCAUGGACCAGGGCGUCUCGAGGGUGCGUCCGUAUAAAUCAGGUUGCAUGUAUGUGCGUUGAAUGUAUCCGAACGCACGUCGGUUUUACCUCUGUGUAUACAUUUGUGUGCGUGUUUACAUAAAAAUCUAAUGUCAUGAUAGUGUUUAUUUUGGUAAGUUAUUGUUUUAAAUUAAUGUCUAUUGAAUGGUGUAAUAUGCAACUUAAAGGGGUUACAUAUAGACCUAUAAGAAAAACAGAAUGUGUUCCAAAGAUGUCAAUAAGUGAUAAACGUGAACUUAAGCGCAUGUUAUGUUGCCUUUAACCACUAGAUGGAGUCAUGAGCCAUGAGAAGAUCUGUUUUGGCAUUCUUUUAAACCAUUUCCGACUUAAUUUAUCAGUAUAUUUUUACUUAUUUUUAUUGUCAAAAAAAAAAAAAAAAAUUAUACUUGUUAAGACUUAGAUUUAGACAAACUUUAUUGAUCCACAAUUGAAAUUAUUUGGACACAGUAGCUCACACAUCACAAUAUAAUAUAACACAAAUGGCAACAAUAUACUCCAGUCCAACAGAGUAGUUUGUGAGAGACAAGAGGCAAUUGUUUUUGUAGUUUUGUUAAAUCAAGGUCUACUUACAUGCUUGUAUACGCUCUUUCUGUGAUCACCACCAGAUGGAGUGAUGAGCUACUUCAAAUUUAAACUUCUUUUCCUCUCUUUUUUUCCCGUUACCUUGAAUUUGCUUUCUACCAAAUACCGGUCGACACUUUGACGCUGUAAACCUGCAAAGUUUGUUGACGAAUAUUACCGCCAUAUGGUGCUGAUGAUCCGAGAGACGUUCCAGGACUACAUGUAAUCCCUUUAAAGUCAUCUGAGUGUGGCUCGCGUUCGUCUUUGACAGUGGAACAGUGCCAGAGCUCUCACAGUGAGUUAGGGAGUGCGCACCGAUAGCUAAAACCUGAUUAUGUACUUGUCCACAGUGAUUAAUUUCUCACGGCUGCGGCACUCCAUGCAUGUGUCUGCAGGGUCCCCCCCUCCUUCCUCCCUCCUCCUCCCUCCUCCUCCUCUCCUCU
Molecule: messenger RNA, 5428 nt
Organism: Boleophthalmus pectinirostris (great blue-spotted mudskipper)
Lineage: Eukaryota; Metazoa; Chordata; Actinopteri; Gobiiformes; Gobiidae
Product: neural cell adhesion molecule 2
Exons: 17
Coding region: 80-2485 (801 amino acids)
Biological process (GO): cell adhesion
Cellular component (GO): membrane
Molecular function (GO): protein binding
Source: RefSeq, a predicted model, not a curated record